AUUCAGAUGUUUUGUUUACUGUCAAAACUAUGAAAUUCGUCACCGUAAUCGGGCCAUCACUUUCGUUUAUUUAUUCAAGCGACUCAGCAUAAACCAUCGCAUCAGCACAAACCGAAAAUCUUGUGACUUUGUUGUGUGAUUGGCUUGAGUUGAUUGUGUGUGAAUAUUUGUUGUUGUAUGCGAUUUUAAGAAUGAAUACCGAAGUUAUGGUGGUGGCAUAACGGUAAUAGCAGAGAGAUACACACAGCCUGCCGGACUGUGUUGGUUGAACUCAAACACUUGCGUCUUGUUGGAAUCAGUACGGAUAUGAAUACUAUACGAUUCGAAUAGAAAAUAAAAUUUGCAUCUCCAAUUUUAAAUCGAUUUCAAAUUGGCAAAUGAGAUUAAAUUUUUUCAAGUAGACAAGAGACAAAUAGUGUUAAACAGACAGACAAUUUCAUAAAAUCAUCGUUGAAUUUCAUAAACUCUUCCGGAACUGUGUCGAAAAAGUGUGAAACGGUACAAUACAUUAUAUGUGCAUUGAAAAAGUGGCACCGAAAUUCAGCGAACUAGUGGUAUUUCAUAUCGCACGUGUUCAACAUGAAUGUUACAGGGAAAGAGGUGAUGAUAAAUGUGUUGGGCAAAGAUUGUAUUGUGAAAGUGCCGCCAGAAUUUGCAUUGAACGAUGACAACAACAAAACCACCGAACGUACUGACGACUUGAUUUUAUGUCCGGUGAAUGCGAGUGUAACAUCGAAAAUGACCAAAGUGGUGCCGGUGCAUGGAUUGAAUGCGAUCAGUCGCUUUGCGGGUCAAACAAUCAGAAAGGAUCAUGCUCAAAUCACCUAUACACGUACGGUUCAAUCGGCCACAGCGAUUCUGAAGACCAUACCACCGCCGCUAAUACCACUACAAUUUCAAAUGGUGCCAAAAAAAUACCACCAACAAAAUACACAAUCAUUGUUACGAAAAUCUGUUGAAAAUGAAACAACCGAGACAACCGUCUCAUUGGUGUUGGCAGCGCCAUCUGGAGCCAAUUCAUCGACCGUCACUCAUGCUAAUCGUUCACUAGUUUAUCGAAAGCCAGUGACAACAAAAGACACCGCUGCAACUAAGAAUUGCAAUCAGUUCAAUAUCAUCGAUCUAACCGAGAAUUAUUCAGCUAACGACUAUAAUUUAAACGAUUCACCCGUUUCGGACCAUACUGUGGAUGCUUUGAUAGAAAGUGUUACAAGUGACGAUUCAUUAUUGGCGGCAUUUGUUGAGCCAAAUACCAUAAAUCCCAACGAACUGGUGAACAGUGGUGCAAAAUUACAUAUUUCCAGACCAUUCAAGCAACAGCUUGAGAAGCAAUACCAGUUUCUAAGUACAAACACGGUCAAUCAACAUUAUCCACACGUCAAAAGGGUUUUGCAAACAUAUUCUGAAUGGGAAACCGUGAAUGAUCCGGAAGAAAAGUUGUUGCCAAGUGAAAAAUCAUUGAAAAUGAACGAAAUAUUCGCAAAGUGUCAAGCACAGAAGCGUAACCGUGCUAAAAGUGCUUAUAUUACUGAUGCACAGCUCGAGGUACUUGGUGUACCGUCGAAAUUGGCCCGCACAAAGAGCAAUGAAUCGCUGGAGAUUAUCAAUUUGGAUGAAUUGCCGGAAAAAAUGGAAAAACCUGAACCAAGAACAUACAGAACAGCAACACAAAAUGAUUGUUUAUAUAAUAUGAUCAAGUCGGAUGCACGAAAAGCACUGGAACGAAUGAAAACAACGACUGCUAUCCCGGGCGGUAGUAAAAUCCAGAUUUCAAAUGGCCAAUUGUCUGAUACUAAUGGACCCAUCCGUUUGCUUGAUAAAUCAACAAAACAAAUUUCAGCUCCGAAUGCACGACACAUUGCGCGUAUCCAAAGCCAAAAUGCUGCGAUUGCAUCACUGCCAACGAAGGACAAAGCACGCAAACUAAAGGAGUCCAUUGAAUCGACCGAAACAGUUUUGAAUUGGAUUGAGAAUGAUGAGAAACACGUGAAACGCACCUAUAGCCGAUCGAAAUCGUUGAGCACCAAAUCGAGGAUGCACUUUAAAAUCAGCAACAUUGCGAAUGCACCGAAAAUCAAGAAACUUAAGAUUCGGCCGAUAAAUCACGAUAAUGAUUGGCAAACAUUGACCAAUGUUUUAGCGACGAAUGCUUUUAAAGUGGAUUCACAUUCAAGUGGCAAGAACACACCCAGCGAACAGAUGAGCAAUGGAAACUCACGUGCCACAAGCCCCACUGAAAUUGAUCAUGUGUUGUCAUGGAAUACGAACAAAACACUUGGCCAAUUGCCGAAAUCGCAAGUGAUUUUUCAACGUAAUGAAUUUGGAAUGGUCGAAAUGGACGGUUUGGCGAUGACCAAGAUAAAAGCCAUGAAAUCGCAUAAGAGUGAUUACAAGAAUUUUCCACAGUUUGAACCAUCGAUGGCCUGUGGCCAUCCAGAUUUUGCCGGAUGCUUUGAUGCAAUUGUUCAGCGUCUGAAUAGUGGCAACCCAACUAUUACCUGCAAAGUCAACGACAAGAAACCACAUCAAUACUAUUCGAUAGAGUUUAAGGAAAUCAUUGGCGCUUUGGCACAGAAGAAAAACAACAAUUGCCAAGCAAUCACGUCAAAUGAUAUUGUUGAAGCACUGCUCGAAACAAACAUGUAUGAACGCACCAAGAAUUCAAGCCACUUCAGUUGGCCACGAUUCAUUGAUUAUUAUAACAAAAAGUGUGCCAGCGGAGAACAAAUACAAUUGGCACCACCGGAACUGUUUGUUAAUGCCUUGCCAAAAACGCCGAACACAUUCGAAAUCGGACAAAAGUUGGAGGCAAUCGAUCCAGAGAACAGCAGUCUCUUCUGUGUUUGCACCAUUGUCGAUAAAUGUGGGUAUCGCAUUAAAUUACGCUUCGAUGGCUAUCCAACCUCGUACGAUUUUUGGGUCAAUGCCGAUUCGAUGAACAUUUUUCCCGCUGGAUGGUGCAGCAAAACAGGUCGUGAACUGGAAGUGAAUCGCCGUUUCACCAGCAGUCGCAACAUGAAUUUCGAAUGGAAAGAUUAUCUACGACAAACCAAUACACAAGCAGCUCAUAAGGCUUGCUUUCCUAACUUGAAUACGGCGCGAACACAAAUGAACCCAUUCAAAAUUGGAAUGAAAUUCGAGGCCGAUGACACAAGAAAUACGAACCGAUUGUGUGUGGCAACGAUUGGUGAUGUGAUUGACAGUCGAAUUCUGGUGACCUUGGAUGGAUUUGAUAGUUGCUACAACUAUUGGACUGACAUCAGAUCGCCGUAUAUUCAUCCGAUUGAUUUUCAUCAAGAGAAUGGAUAUUCGAUUACAAAUCCACCGAAUUGGCGUAUGACACCGUUUUCCUGGGAAAGCUACUUGCGUAUUAACCGUUCCGAAGCAGUGCCAAGAGAUGCAUUUCAUAUGCGUAAACCGAAGCCAUUCACCGUCGGCAUGGCGUUGGAAGUGGUUGACAAGAAGAAUCCAUCACUGAUUCGUCCGGCAGUCAUAACAAAUAUUGAUGAAUAUCACAUCAAGGUGUUGUUUAUUGGAUGGCCAGAAAAGUAUUCAUACUGGAUUGACGAUGAUAGCUGCGAUAUUUUCCCGCCUGGUUAUUGCAAGAAGACAGGCCAUCCGAUUGAGUGUCCGUUAGAUUUCAUCUAUGAAUUGCCGAAAAACACCUGUGGUACGAAUGGUUGUCGUGGUAUCGGAAAUGGCAAACGCCCCGAAGCAAAUACCCAUUCGACAUCGGAAGAGUGUCCUUACGAAAACAUCAAUUGGUCGAUCGAUGAUAGUAAAUUACGUCCAAACCGUGUUGAUCGUAAGCACAAGGCCAUCAACAGUGCAUUCAACAUUGGCGCUGGCCCAUCGCGUAAAGUAUCCGUGAAUCCGGCCUUUGAAAAAGUGCAAGUGUCCUUGCAGAAAACACUGAACCCUUUCGAAUUGGCCGCGAUGUCAAGCAAAGACGUUGAGAUCUUCCGUCGUUUGCAAGUGUCAGCUCAAUUUUUACUUGAGAAUCACAAAACAUUAUCGGAAUUACGUGACCAAUGGAUUGAUCGCUUGAAGCCACUGCGGCCAGUUCAGGUGUUAGCCGCCACCAAAAAUCCAUUGAACUGGACCAAAGAGGAGGUAGCAGCCUUUGUGUCACAGUUACCAAACUGCUCCCUGCUUGGAUCGACGUUCCUCGACAACGAAAUUGAUGGUUUGGCCUUUUUAUCGUUGCGUCAAAGCGAUAUGAUUGACAUAAUGGGCCUGACCAUGGGCUCAGCCAUCAAAGUAUUCAACCGAAUCGUUCUGUUGCGCGAAGAAUGCAACACCCAUUACAUUCGCUACGAAUAGAACAAUACGAUUUUUAUUCAUCUCAUUUUCAUAGAUAUGGUUUAUCAUACGUAGUUUUAUUUUGCGCCAAAAUUCAUGCAUAUUGUGUGAACAAGUAGCACACACAUUUAUCCAUUUCACUUUUUAUUCAACUCUCACCAAUUGUUGGCAAAUAUGCUCAAAAUAAAAAAAAAACAUUUUCAAUCGAAAA
Sitodiplosis mosellana (orange wheat blossom midge) is the source of this 4513-nucleotide messenger RNA. RefSeq lists its product as uncharacterized. The record is from RefSeq and is a predicted model, not a curated record. Gene Ontology annotation, molecular function: protein binding; zinc ion binding. Gene Ontology annotation, cellular component: nucleus. Bases 580 to 4323 code for a protein of 1247 amino acids. The transcript has 6 exons. Lineage: Eukaryota; Metazoa; Arthropoda; Insecta; Diptera; Cecidomyiidae. Gene Ontology annotation, biological process: regulation of DNA-templated transcription.